UGGCCUUAAGGGUUGACGGUUGACGACUGAAGUUCGUUUGGGGAAAUAAAAAAGCUCUUAAGUGCAAAGGUUGCAAAAAAGUUUCGAUAAGGUGGAGAGCGACGCGAUUUUUUGCCAUCAACCUUCAAGUGAAAUUAGUUGCAAUCAGCCCUCAAAAUGUGCGACGCCCUCCAACUCAAUUGGAAGUUGAACCCGAAUGUGAAGAAUUCUAAAAAAUCGACAGGAUCUCUGAGCUGUGUCAAGCAACCCUUGUCUCAUUCCAACACCAAAGUGAAUGUCCGUAAAGGCAUGUGUGACGACGAGGAUGAUCAAGAAGACGAAGAGGAUGGUUCAGGAUCAUCCAAAUCUUACACUUUGAGAGCGUGUUCCAUCCAAAAGAGAAUGGAGACCGAGCAUCGCAAGACUUUACCUCGGAAACGGGGACCCAAGCCUAGGCCGAAGACGCUUCCUAUGAGUAAAUACAGGCGCAAAACGGCCAACAUGAGGGAGAGACAACGAAUGGGAGAGAUCAAUACCGCUUUUGAGCGUCUCCGGGAUAAGAUCCCCAAUCCCGUUCUUUCUGGGCGUGGCAAGUGCGAGAAAUUGACCAAGAUCAACAUUCUCCACGUCACAAUAAACUACAUUCGUGCCAUGGAGAACCUUUUGAACACGGGUGACUCCGGGAUUCGAUCCUUCAGUGAAAUGGUCCGGAACCCGAUCCGUCCCAACGAGAAGCCGAAUAAGUUUGAAAACGCCAUAUUUGAAGGUGAAAUGGAAGGAGGUGACUAUGACUCGGAAACUGGGUCUCCAAUAACAAAGAAGGCCAUUGAGGACGAAGGCUCUGGAAGGAAGAAGGUCUCAAGAAGACCCCUGAAGAAGGCCGAAAAGGUCAAGUCAACGGAGAAGCUACCUGGGAUGUCAUCCACCUACCCGUAUGGCUCCCAGCGACAAGAUCCCCAAUCCAGUUCCAAUUGUGCGCCUGGUUCGUUUUCAUCCACUUUCAACUUCUCGCCAACCACCUCGGCGACCUCCUCAGAUUCCUCGAGCACUUACACGCCGAUCAAGUCCUGCUUUGGUACUUCUUCUCCCUUUUCCGAUUCCGGUGUCUCUUCCUUGUCUUCCGCCGAACCUUCUCCUUCUCAAGGUUCUCGUAUGGGGCUCUGUCCGCUCCCUUCGGACAAGAUGGACCAAAUCGAUCCCUUGUUGGGGAGCUCAUUUCUCAAUGGGGUCCAUCUGAAUGGACCACCAGUGAGUGCCAUGACUUCCAUGGUGACAUCGACGCCUCUCAAGCAAUUCCAACCCUUUGAGGUCACUGAAGACGACCUUCUGAAAGAUGUGGCUGGUUUCGUGGACUCUCUGGACGGAACUGAGUUUCCUGAUAUUACCUUUGACGAUCCAUUUGAGUUCUUCCCCAAAACCAUGUCUUGAAGGGACAUGGCCGAUUUUUUUAUGCAGCAUUGUGCUGAUGAAGGAGAGUUGAACCAAGUUUGUACAAUACCUUCUACGUCUGUCUAAUCCUAUGCCCACCAACCUCAUCAUGUCCAUCUACCAAACUUGUUAAAUAUAAGAUUGUUUUCUAUCAAAAAGCAAACCUCCCUGAUUCGGAAUGCCGUUCAGAUUCAAUCUUUGUUGUCUUUGGAUGCCAUGCGGAAAUCAAACCAUAUACCGUGAGUUUGUUUUCUCAAGAGUCGUCAGUGUUCACUUUUGGUCUUUCCGAGCUUUUUGUCGAAUCUUGUGUGUAUGCUUUUUUAGUUUCAUCGGUAGAAUUCCUUUGAACCUUUCAUCGCAUGACAUCCAUCCAAGUUUUUUUCCCCAUUAAUUUUCCCAGAUUCGGUGAGAAAACAUGCGUGAAAUACCAGUCCAUUGGGUUAUCUAAACAUUGAAUCGGAAUUCGGAAUGCAUUCAGCUCAAGACGGGAUGGACACUUUACAGCCAUAACGAAACCCAGCAGAACACCGCUGCACUCUGCCAGUUCACUGUACGUUCUCUGUACUACGCAUUGUCGUAGAGUUCGUAAUGUUUAGAUUUGGAAAUUGAAAAGGAUGCCCUGAAUAGGUCGGCGAUUUUGAUAUAAAAACAUGGCGAAACUCCUUGUGAAGCGCUACUGUGUGUAGUGUGUGCAUCUUUGGACUCUUUCGUCGAAGAAACUCGGGGAAAGUGGAUAGAUCUCGUCCCACAAAAUGAAGAAAAAGGGGCUCCAUUAAAAUCGUGUUUUGGCUGGCUGAUGAAGUCAAUGAUAAUCUACACUGACAGAGGAGAUCCACGAGAUUUUCGUCACAAAAGACGUAGUAGCAUCAAAUAUUUUGUCAUGGAAUACAAGUAAUAAAGUUUCAUACUUUUUUCUUAUGCCGAAAUAAGCAAGCUUUUGCUUAGAUAACUGUUGAAUAUAAUC
Tigriopus californicus is the source of this 2371-nucleotide messenger RNA. Its product is annotated as helix-loop-helix protein delilah-like. Bases 157 to 1407 code for a protein of 416 amino acids. Lineage: Eukaryota; Metazoa; Arthropoda; Copepoda; Harpacticoida; Harpacticidae. Gene Ontology annotation, molecular function: protein dimerization activity. The transcript has a single exon. The record is from RefSeq and is a predicted model, not a curated record.